This is a messenger RNA of Mya arenaria, 957 nucleotides long. Its product is annotated as signal peptide, CUB and EGF-like domain-containing protein 2. The record is from RefSeq and is a predicted model, not a curated record. Gene Ontology annotation, molecular function: calcium ion binding. The transcript is spliced from 8 exons. NCBI's taxonomy places the organism in Eukaryota, Metazoa, Mollusca, Bivalvia, Myida, Myidae. The coding region runs from base 1 to 957 and encodes 318 amino acids.
AUGUUACAGUUGCCUGGUGCUGGAAAUUUUGGAAGCUUUUCCGAUGCAAAGAGGAACAACGAAGAUGAAUGUUCCGUUAAGAACGGAGGGUGCUCGCAUAAGUGCGAAAACACCAAAGGUUCCUACAACUGCUCCUGUCCAAAUGGCUUUGAUAUUGACUCGAACCAGCUGAAUUGCAAAGACGAAAAUGAAUGUUUCGUUUAUAACGGAGGGUGCUCGCACGCUUGUGAAAAUACCGAAGGCUCCUUCAAUUGUUCGUGUCUUCCAGGCUUCUCGCUUGGCUCAGACCAGUUGACGUGCAACGACAAAGAUGAAUGUUCGUUUAAUAACGGAGGGUGCUCGCACGCUUGUGAAAAUACCGAAGACUCCUUCCAUUGCUCAUGUCUUCCAGGCUUCUCGCUUGGCUCAGACCAACUGACGUGCAAAGACGUAAACGAGUGUUCCGUUAAUAAUGGAAGGUGCUCGCACGCCUGUACAAAUACCAUAGGCUCCUACAAAUGCUCCUGUCCUCCAGGGUUCUCUCUUCACUCGAACCAGUAUAUUUGUAAAGACGAAAAUGAAUGUUCCGCUCAGAAUGGAGGGUGCUCACACGCUUGUGUCAACACCAAAGGCUCUUACUUUUGCUCGUGUCCUCCAGGAUUUUCCCUCAGCUCAAACCAGUUCUCUUGUAAAGAAUGGAGGAUGCUCGCACUGGUGUGUCAAUACCGAAGGCUCCUACAAUUGUACGUGUCCUCUGAGCUUCUCUCUUGGAGCGAACCAACUGAGUUGCGAAGGUAUGCUUCGCCGAACAGUUGUUGCGCUUCUCGUAAAAAACAAAUGCUGACGACUGACGAGGAGCAGAAACCAUUUAUAAUUUCUCCUUCCAGCCAGGAACAUUUUGAUGAGUUAGAAAAUAACAAAAUGCAGAAACCUCCGCCUUAUGAAGAAUGCAUAGAUAGAGUAGAAACUACAGUGUGA